CGGGCCCAGAGGACCGCCUCCGGCGGGUUGUAGACCGGCGCUCAGCGCUUGGAGUCCCUGCGAGCCUUUCGGUUGCCGUUCUCAGCCAUGGCUCUGCGCUGCUGGCGCUGGUGGCAUUGUUCUGCGUGGCCUGGGGUCCGGUCGCCUCCUUCCAGGAGCAUCCCGACCCCAGGCUUCUGCCGGCAGUUCUCCACACAGGAGAAGACCCCUCAGGUCUGCGUGGUUGGCAGUGGCCCAGCUGGCUUCUACACCGCCCAACACCUGUUAAAGCACCAUACCCGGGCCCAUGUUGACAUCUACGAGAAGCAGCUCGUGCCCUUUGGCCUGGUACGCUUUGGUGUGGCACCUGACCACCCUGAAGUCAAGAAUGUCAUCAACACGUUUACACAGACAGCCCGCUCGGACCGCUGUUCUUUCCGGGGCAAUGUGGAGGUGGGCAGGGACGUGUCGGUGCCAGAGCUCCAGGAAGCCUACCACGCGGUGGUGCUGAGUUACGGAGCAGAGGACCACCAGACCCUGGACAUUCCUGGUGAGGAGCUGCCUGGCGUGGUCUCAGCCCGGGCCUUUGUGGGCUGGUACAAUGGUCUUCCUGAGAACCAGGCUCUGGCACCGGAUCUGAACUGUGACACAGCUGUGAUUCUGGGACAGGGGAAUGUGGCUCUGGAUGUGGCCCGGAUCCUGCUGACCCCACCUCAGCACCUGGAGAAAACAGACAUCACAGAAGCUGCUAUGGGGGUCCUGAGGCAGAGCCGGGUGAAGACUGUGUGGAUAGUUGGCCGGCGUGGACCCCUGCAAGUGGCCUUCACCAUUAAGGAACUUCGAGAGAUGAUUCAGUUGCCAGGAACCCGGCCCAUUUUGGAUUCUUCGGAUUUCUUGGGCCUCCAGGACAGAAUUAAGGAUGUCCCCCGUCCAAGGAGACGGCUGACAGAGCUGCUGCUUCGGACAGCCACAGAGAAGCCAGGGGUGGAAGAAGCUGCCCGUCAGGCACUGGCCUCCCGGGCCUGGGGCCUCAGGUUUUUCCGAAGCCCCCAGCAGGUGCUGCCCACACCAGAUGGGCAACAGGUAGCAGGCAUCCGCCUGGCAGUCACCAGACUGGAGGGUGUUGGUGAGUCCACUCGGGCGGUGCCCACGGGAGAAGUGGAGGACCUCCCUUGUGGACUGGUGCUGAGCAGCGUUGGGUAUAAGAGCCGCCCCAUUGACCCCAGUGUGCCCUUUGACCCCAAGCUUGGAGUCAUUCCCAACAUAGAAGGCCGGGUUGUGAAUGUACCAGGCCUCUACUGCAGUGGCUGGGUGAAGAGGGGACCCACAGGUGUUAUCACCACGACCAUGACAGACAGCUUCCUCACCAGCCAGGUGCUGUUGCAGGACCUGAAUGCGGGGCUGCUGCCCUCUGGCCCCAGACCUGGCUAUACAGCCAUUCAAGCCUUGCUCAGCAAUCGAGGGGUCCGGCCAGUCUCUUUCUCAGACUGGGAGAAGCUGGAUGCUGAGGAGGUAUGUCGAGGCCAGGGCUCUGGGAAGCCGAGGGAGAAGCUGGUGGAUCCGAGGGAGAUGCUGCAGCUGCUGGGGCACUGAGUCUGGACCCCAGCCCCUGCCACGAAGAAAAAGAGCCUUGUGCAAGGAUAAGGGGCCUGAAGCAGUUGGAGUUAGACUCUCCUCCCAGAUACAGUGCCAACUGCCCUGGCUUCGAGGCCAAGCUGCAGCCCUUCCAGGGACGGCUGAACUCUGCCUCUGCAAGCUGAUGUUGCCAGUGUGGGUCUAGGCCACCGAGGGAACCCUAAGUUAGGGACUGAUGGACAUACAGGCUGACUCUACCCCCUUCCGCUUCCUUCCUGGUGAAUUGGAGGGCUCCUAGAAUGGGGGCACAGUGGAAAUAAAACAGCUGUACCAAAGA
Messenger RNA from Alexandromys fortis (reed vole), 1891 nucleotides. It is a transcript of the gene Fdxr, whose product is annotated as ferredoxin reductase. The transcript has 12 exons. The record is from RefSeq and is a predicted model, not a curated record. Gene Ontology annotation, cellular component: mitochondrion. Lineage: Eukaryota; Metazoa; Chordata; Mammalia; Rodentia; Cricetidae. The coding region runs from base 88 to 1572 and encodes 494 amino acids. Gene Ontology annotation, biological process: ubiquinone biosynthetic process.